This is a messenger RNA of Onychostoma macrolepis, 7162 nucleotides long. It is a transcript of the gene adgrl2a, whose product is annotated as adhesion G protein-coupled receptor L2a. Gene Ontology annotation, cellular component: neuron projection; membrane. The coding region runs from base 524 to 4966 and encodes 1480 amino acids. Gene Ontology annotation, biological process: brain development; cell surface receptor signaling pathway; adenylate cyclase-activating G protein-coupled receptor signaling pathway. Gene Ontology annotation, molecular function: carbohydrate binding; G protein-coupled receptor activity. The transcript is spliced from 23 exons. Lineage: Eukaryota; Metazoa; Chordata; Actinopteri; Cypriniformes; Cyprinidae. The record is from RefSeq and is a predicted model, not a curated record.
AAUCCCUCAGCCGCGGGCCGCUCUCUCUCCGGCUGGAACGGGACUCAACAAACCCGAAGAAGACGCGCAAAGGACUUGAAAUAAAUAAAGAGGACUGCUUUUGCUUGUUGAUUUUUCUCGCGUUGCUUGUUUUGCUCUUUUUUUCAGUAGUUGCCUUGCGAACUGCUCCGCGUCCCCCCUCUCCUUCUCUCUCUCCUCCAAGCAGGACAGACGGACUCUUUCAACGUUCGCGCAUCUCUUCAUCCCGGCGCGGCGGAGCGCAGGACUGAGCGCCGGUCUGCGGGAAUGUGAGCGCUCACGCUGGGAAAAAGGCUCGGAUGAGCGGAGCAUGUGUGCGCUGUGCGCCGAGACGCGCUGCUCCUGUUCGAAGACCUGCUUGUAAUUGCCUCAACUGAUUAAUUAACUUUCCGUCUGAUUUUUCUUCAACUAUCCGCUCACUCACAAAAGGCUCGGAGGUCAAUGAUGGUUAUCUCUCAGAGUGACUUCACCGGAUCGUUGUGACUACAGUGAUUUCGACCCAGACAUGUGGAAAGCAGAGAGUCCAGUCAGAGCCAGGAUGGGAUGUUCAGAAUGGAAGUCUUUAGUCCUCUGCGGCCUGGUGUUUGUCUUGACGGUUGUACAGAGUUCUGACGGGUUUAGCCGGGCAGCCAUGCCGUUCGGUCUGGUGAGGCGGGAGCUGUCUUGCGAGGGUUACCCCAUCGACCUACGCUGUCCAGGAAGUGAUGUCAUCAUGAUCGAGAGUGCCAAUUACGGCCGGACAGACGACAAGAUCUGCGAUGCUGACCCCUUUCAAAUGGAGAACAUCAACUGUUAUCUGCCCGAUGCAUUCAAGAUCAUGUCUCAAAGGUGUAACAACAGAACGCAGUGCAUCGUCAUCACUGGACCAGAUGUGUUUCCUGACCCCUGCCCAGGAACAUAUAAGUACCUUGAAGUCCAGUAUGAAUGUGUUCCCUACAUUUUUGUUUGUCCCGGAACUCUGAAAGCGGUUGGAGAUCCGUCGUUUCUGUACGAGGCGGAGCAACAAGCGGGGUCGUGGUGCAAAGACCCUCUCCAGGCAGGAGACAAGGUUUAUUUCAUGCCCUGGACCCCUUACAGAACAGAUACGCUUAUUGAGUACAACUCGCUCGACGACUUUCAAAACUCCCGACAGACCACGACAUACAAACUCCCCCAUCGGGUCGAUGGCACGGGAUUUGUGGUAUACGACGGGGCAGUGUUUUUUAACAAGGAAAGGACACGCAACAUUGUCAAAUUUGACCUUCGGACCAGAAUUAAAAGUGGGGAGGCGAUUAUAAAUAACGCCAACUAUCAUGACACCUCACCGUACAAGUGGGGCGGGAAAACAGACAUCGACUUGGCAGUUGACGAAAACGGCCUUUGGGUGAUCUACGCCACCGAGCAGAACAACGGCAUGAUGGUGAUCAGUCAGCUCAACCCCUACACCCUUCGCUUCGAGGCCACUUGGGAGACCACCUACGACAAGCGGUCGGCCUCCAACGCUUUUAUGAUCUGCGGGGUUCUGUAUGUGGUGCGAUCCACGUACGAAGACAACGAGAGCGAAGUCAGUAAGAGCCUCAUCGACUACAUGUACAACACCAAACAAAACCGAGGCGAAUAUGUCGACAUCCACUUCCCCAACCAGUACCAGUACAUCGCCGCUGUGGAAUACAACCCACGAGACAACCAGCUGUACGUGUGGAAUAACUUCUACAUCCUGCGGUACAAUCUGGUGUUUGGUCCACCUGAUCCAGCUCACGCACCACCUAUCUCAGAGGCAUCCACAACACCCAAGUUACUAAAACCAACAAACACUACAACAAGCACUGCUCAACCGAGAGGUCAGGUGACUACAGUUACCACUACAGGGACCAGAGCUGUUAAUAAGACACCCAAAUCACCAGCUGUACUUCCCCAAACCACCACGCCUCCCUCACUGGAGUCUUUCCCUCCACCUGAGCGCUUCUGCGAGAGCGUGGAGCUUAGGGACAUACUGUGGCCGCAGACGCAGAGGGGCAUGCUGGUGGAACGACCCUGCCCCAAAGGAACUCGAGGCACUGCCUCCUACCUAUGUGUUCUCUCCACUGGGACCUGGAACCCAAAAGGCCCAGAUCUGAGCAACUGCACAUCCCACUGGGUGAAUCAAGUCGCACAAAAGAUCCGGAGUGGGGAAAACGCAGCCAACCUGGCGAACGAGCUGGCCAAACAUACCAAAGGAGCCAUCUUUGCCGGUGACAUUAGCUCUACCAUGAGGCUCAUGGAGCAGCUGGUGGAUAUUCUAGACGCUCAGUUACAGGAACUGCGACCCAGCGAGAAAGACUCCACCGGCCGCAGCUUCAAUAAGCUUCAAAAGCGAGAAAGGACGUGCAGGGCGUAUAUGAAGGCUAUCGUGGAUACAGUCGACAACCUCCUCAGACCGGAGGCUCUGAAAUCGUGGCGAGAUAUGAAUACCACGGAGCAGACGCACGCCGCAACUAUGUUACUGGACACCCUGGAGGAAGGAGCUUUUGUCCUUGCUGACAAUUUAAUGGAACCGGCCAUCGUGAAAGUACCAGCCAGUAAUAUAAUUCUGGAUGUUUACGUGCUGAGCACAGAUGGGCAGGUUCAAGAUUUCAGGUUUCCCCAGAGCGGCAGGAGUGGUAUUUCUAUCCAAUUGUCUUCCAAUACGGUGAAACUCAACAGUCGUAAUGGUGUUGCCAAGUUGGUUUUUGCCCUUUAUAAGAACCUGGGGCAGUUUCUAAGCACGGAGAAUGCGACGAUGAAGCUCGGCCAUGAGGCUAACGGACGUAACCUCUCCGUGGCUGUGAAUUCCGACGUCAUUGCUGCCUCAAUAAACAAAGAAUCCAGUCGUGUAUUUAUAUCGGAGCCUGUGAUUUUCACCCUGGAGCACAUCGACAUGCAACAUUACUAUAACUCCAACUGCUCUUUUUGGAACUACUCCGAGAGAACCAUGAUGGGAUACUGGUCCACUCAGGGCUGCAAACUUAUCCACGCCAAUAAAAGUCACACCACCUGCUCCUGUAGUCAUCUCACCAACUUUGCGGUGCUCAUGGCUCAUCGAGAGCUGCUGGGUGCAGAUAAAGUCCAGGAGCUGUUGUUGAGCGUCAUCAGUCGUGUGGGUAUCGUGGUAUCCCUCAUCUGUCUGGCCAUGAGCAUCUUCACCUUCUGUUUCUUCCGUGGGCUGCAGAGUGACAGGAACACAAUCCACAAGAACCUGUGCAUAAACCUUUUCAUCGCUGAGCUCAUCUUCCUCAUCGGAAUCGACAUGACGGAGCCCAGGAUGGCUUGCUCCAUAAUUGCAGGAAUCCUGCAUUACUUUUUUCUGGCAUCCUUCGCAUGGAUGUGUUUGGAAGGGGUUCAGCUCUAUCUGAUGUUGGUGGAUGUCUUCGAGAGCGAAUAUUCACGCAGGAGGUAUUUCUACAUGGCGGGAUACCUCCUCCCUGCUGUGGUCGUGGGUGUUUCUGCUGCUGUAGACUACAGAAGCUACGGGACCAAGAAAGCAUGUUGGCUCAGGAUGGACAAUCACUUCAUCUGGAGUUUCAUCGGACCAGUCACCUUCAUUAUUAUGCUCAAUCUCAUCUUCCUGCUCAUCACGAUGUACAAAAUGAUGAAACACUCUACAUCGCUGAAACCUGAUUCCAGCCGGCUGGAGCACAUCAAGUCGUGGGUCAUGGGCGGCUUUGCUCUGCUGUGUCUCUUGGGCCUGACCUGGUCAUUUGGCUUGUUCUUCAUCAGCGAGUCGUCGGUUGUCUUGGCAUACCUCUUCACCAUCUUCAACACGUUCCAGGGCAUGUUUAUCUUCACCUUCCACUGCCUGCUUCAGAAGAAAGUUCGGAGAGAGUACAGCAAAUGCCUCCGACACACGUACUGCUGUAGCGGGAUCACGACAGAGAGCUCACACAGCUCCACAAAGACCUCAACAACACGGACAAGCGCUCGCUAUUCCUCUGGUACUCAGAGUCGAAUCAGAAGAAUGUGGAACGACACAGUCAGAAAACAGUCUGAGUCCUCUUUCAUCUCAGGAGACAUCAACAGCACAUCAACCCUCAACCAAGGAAUGACGGGCAAUUAUCUUCUUACUAACCCUCUUCUGAGACCACAAGGCACUAAUAACCCCUACAACACCUUACUGGCUGAAACUAUCGUAUGUAACACACCAACGGUGCCAGUCUUUCACUCUCCAGUGACCUACAGAGAGACAAGACACUCGGUGAUCAGCGGCAGAGACACGAACACGUUCGGGACUCUACCACUCAACGGCAACUUUAAUAACAGCUACUCACUUCAUAACUACAGCGACGGCGUGCAGGUGGUGGAUUGCGGGCUCAGUCUCAACGACACGGCCUUUGAGAAGAUGAUCAUCUCCGAGCUCGUGCACAACAACCUCAGGGCCGCUGAGUCCCGGAUCAGCACCAAAAAGGGGGCGGGGAUCAGCAGAGGGGAGGAGCCUGUGGUCGCGGAGACGUCGUCCCUGGUGCAGGUGGGUGGGGACAGCGAGAUGGAUGGUCUGGGGCUGCACCACACGCAUCCCCGCACCCUCGAAGCCCCCCUCAUCCCCCAGCGAACUCACUCGCUCCUGUACCACACGCAGGAGAGAGCGAGGGCCGACACGGACGAAGGGCCUUCGCAUCCCCACAGCUACAUCGGCCAGCUCCCGCCUCCGGCCGAGACCGCCCUGCCCUCCCCCAACAGAGACUCGGUGUACACCAGCAUGCCAAACCUCAGAGACUCGCCAUUCUCGGAGAGCAGUCUAGACGUCGGCCAGGACCUCUCGCCAUCCAAACACAGUCCGAGCGAAGACGUUUACUAUAAAAGCAUGCCCAACCUGGGGUCAGGCCAGCAGCUGCACGCAUAUUAUCAGAUGAGCAGAGACAGUAGCGAGGGCCUCAUCAUCCCCAUCUCUAAAGACGCCUGUGUCCCCGAGGGGGACGUACGAGAGGGACAAAUGCAGCUGGUCACAAGCCUUUAAAAUGAACUGUAAGCACCGCCCACCAUGUACACAGCCCCGCCCUUCCACCGAUGGCAGAGUGGUCUUCCUUUUUUAGCCUCCCACAUAACUGCACACAUAAUGGAGAAGUACCGCUGCUGUCCAACGAGUUACAGACAGGCCCAGACGGAAUCUGCAGACUUUUUAUCGCAUUUUAUGUGCUGAUUUUAGCUGGAAAUUUGCAGUGCAAUGGAUAAAGUUGGUGAAAUGGGUCAUACCAAGCCUUGUUUUUCGGUAAAAAUAUACUUUUAAAAAAAUGCAUAAAACCUGAUAUUAAUUAAGAUUUUCUUACCCCACUGGCAAAUUUUUAUUAUUAUGAAUAUUAUUAUUGUUGUUGUUACUUAAAUUUUACUGACUUCAAACAGGGUAUAAAAACUUCCCCAUUUCUUACCUUUCCCUUCUUCCCACCUUUUUCCUACCUUUCCCACCACUUGUGGUGUUUCUGGUCAAAAAUGGUAUACAUUGCCAAAAUGAUCCUAAAAUAAUGUUGUUUUUACUCAAAAACUGAGGUGCGUAAGUCAGGGCUGCCAGGGCUUCAUAACAAAACCAACCCAACUGCUACUCAAAACUAGCCCAAUUACAUCCAAAACAGGCUCAAUAGCGGGGUUUCCACAGGGGUCGUACACAGUCGAAAUCGCAUCCCAGAGGGGCAGGGGAUUUCGCUUUAACCCGUGGACUAAAAAAACAACCUGCAGCAACAGUAUAAAAGUAGCCCAAUUCUGCAGGAAAAGUGCGGAUUUGGCAACACUAGCAUAAGCGCAGAUCAGUGAAGCCAACAAUCAUUCAGUUCCAAAACAGAAAAAAAACAACCUGUGCUAAAUGCAAGAAAACAAGAAGUUGACAAAAAUAUUCAAUCCAAGAUUUGAUGAUAAUAUAUAUAUUUUUUUAAAUUGCAAUUUUUAAAUGACCGGCAACACCACAUUAGUUAAAGGAUUUUCAGCACAGCACAAGGGUUUAGAAGGUUUAUUCAUAAAAGGGAACAAAUGCCAAUGGGGAAAGAAACAAUCUCAGUUCAAGACAAACUUCAGCAAGUAUACUGUUGUUUAAAGAAAUGUUUUUACUGGAAAACAAGAAAACACUAGUAUUAUGGAAACAUAUGUUUGCCAUUUUUAAUUGUUACCUUGUUUUGGUAGCUGAAUGUAAUCAAACUAGCCACAAUUAUUUAAUAAACAAAGAAGCAAGGGUCAGAUAAAGUGUACAGUAGAACUUUGAGAAUGAGGGCCUUGCAAUGUUCUAUGGUUGCAGAUUCCGUGUGGGCCUGGUUAUAGAAAUACAGUUUCACAUAAAAAUAAAUAAAAAUAAAACUAAGCCAAAAAAAAAAAAGUCUUUCUCGUUCCAGUGCAUACGUUUCUCAAAGGAUGUACAUAUAUGUUCACAUAUUUCUCUUUUGAAUGCAAGUUUUGCUUUUGCUUUUUUUAUUAUUAUAUACAAAAAUGAAAUUACCAGGACCUUAAGACAUGCAGAGAUUGUCCUGACUGAACUAAAGGAGUCCUGUAACACCCUUUACAAUCAUCGGCAAACUCCCAUAUGACCACUAGCAAACAAACCCCAGGCCUUAUAUUUUCUCAAUCAUACACGGAACUGUCAAGGGUAAUGAUACAUAGAACAAUAUAUUUUGUUGUAUUGAUUGUGUAAAAUAAAUUGCUAUAAAAUAAUCAAAAACAACCCUAAAUAUAAAGCAAAUGAAGAGAUUUUGAAAAUGAGAUGACUAUGUAAAAAGUUUCGAAGCGUGUUUAUGAUGAUGCAAUCGCUGGAUGACCGCAGGUACGCUGCGAAAGACAUGGAAAUUCCUCUGUCCUGUUCAUGAAAAUGGUUUUGCCGCUUCACAUCAGUUCAUUUUAGUAGAUUCUGAUGUUCUCGUGCCUUGCACACAUUUAUUUCGUGCAAAUCUGUGCAAAGCAUGAAAAAUGUAGUGACUGAAGUCCGCAGCUGAGCAUGAAGGAGGACCUUCUUCUUUAUAGACAUAUUACUGCAGCUGGGGUUGGAUAUUUAUUUAUUAAAUUAUUCUUUAAAAAUGAUACUUUUGUGAAUAUUUUACAGCACUGGUCGACGUAGUUCAUCCUCAUAAGCAUAAUUAAGAAACCCAUCUCUGAUAAACAUGUUAAGGAGCCCAUCUCUACAAAGGAUGUAAAGUUCUACACUUGUUUAACAAUAAAUAAAUGUGAAUUUUUUGUCUAA